AUGGCAACGCGUUGUCGGUCCACCAAGAGCCUGCACCUGUGCCUCUGCCUGGCCGCGUUCAUGCUGAUUUUGAGCUUGCAGUUGAGCGUGUGUGGGGCACAGUCGCUGCCUCGCAUGAGCCGCCGACCCAUUCCGAAGACAAAUGUGGAAGAGUCGAGCGAGCGAAGUGUUGUGCCCGACCAACUGGCCCAGGCCGCAGGUCGUGCUGAUGGGCAUGGACGCAACUAUCCGAGACGUGGCGCUCCGAUGCAAACAAGGGCCAAGGAGCCAAGCACAGAUUUUAACUAUGGUCAGCUAGAGCUGAAUCUGGUACGGCCCGAGCAUGAGACUUCUUCAUUGCCGCCACAGGGCAAACUCAAUGCUUACUAUGGCAGUGGCCUGAGCACAACAGUCCAGUCGGUUGGAGCUGGCGCUGCUGAAUUGAGGCAUGAGAAGACGGACAUACUGGAGGACUCGGAGACGGCAGCCGAGUACGUGGCUAAUGCCAUGAAAAUGGCCUAUGGCUCAAGGCACAAGGAGCAGCAGACGCCACUGCGCAUUGUGGCCAACACACAGCGGCCCUAUAGUCCCAGCUCCAGCUCGAGUUUUAGUUCCAGCUCCGAACCCUCUCCAGCUGCACCAGCACCCGUCUAUGAGAAAGAGUCGGUGCCACGCAACUAUGAGCUAUACGAGACAGCCAACCAGGCUGAGCCCGUUGCUGGCGGCGACAUCGAAAGACUCUAUCGCACAAAGUACUAUAGCUAUCCAGCACCACAGCCGCAACCACAGGUGUAUCGCCACCUGGAGGACGAAGCGGAGGAGAAGGUGCGCGUCUCAGCGUCCACAGAAAUACCCAAGGCCGAAAUCAUGAAACAAAUUGAGAAGUCUGUCAUCAAGUACAUGAAGGAGCUGGAAGCCGAAGGCAAGAUCAUAACCACACCGCAGGAGCUAGCACCGCCAGCCACCAAGACCUACUACAAGCUGCUAUCGCUGCCCAGCUCCAGCGGCUCAAGCAGCUCAAUUGGUAGCGAGGAGAAACGCUACAGCAGCAGCACGGUGCGUCCCAAGUACAGCAGCCCGCCAUCCACUGGUCAGGGUCGUCAGCCGGCGCAGCAGCAUGGACAAUACCAUGGCCAGCAUCAUCAGCUGGGCAAGCAAAGCUCCCAUGGGCUGACCAAGCCACAGCGCUAUCAAUCUGAGACGGAAACUGCCUACCAGGCGCCAGAUAUCGGCACCGACUCACUGGCUCCGAAUGUGGAGUUCAUCUACAAGAUCAAGACGCGAGCGCCACUGCAAACAGCCACCGUGAAGACCGUAUCAAAGCCCUAUACCCUGCCGCUGAAGAGCAGUGCGGAGCACUUUGAUCAUGGGGCUGCACUUAAGAACAUCGAAGAGUUCGACUUGUCGCAUGUGGUCACAACGCCAGAGCGCGAGCUGGAGGAACAGCGCGUCACAAGCAAGCCGCAAAAGCUAUAUUUCAACUCGGAGAUCUAUCACGAUAUCAACUCGUUGCCCUACAAGGGAGAGAAGCUGCGUGGCAGCAGCAGCAGCGGCAACAGCGCCAGCAACAUCCACGCCAUUCAGGCUCAAGAGUAUCGGCACAAGCACAAAGCAGCCGCCGAUCUGCAUUCCGACUACAAGGGCUACUCCGGCUACUUUGCGGAGCCGGCUUCCAGCAGCAUGGAGCUGGCCGAGAAGAACCGAGAACUGCCCAGUGGCAUUGGCAAUGAUGGCAGCGAGGAAGGCUUUCCGCUGCCCUAUCAGUAUGUGCUGAAGAAGGAGCCACUGUCCGCCAAGUACGAGGAGGAGCGUGAGAGCUGGGAGCAGUCGAUGCGCCUAGCCCAUGGCAAGCCCGCCACCAAUGGCGGCUACAAGGCCAGCAGCAGCAGUUCGAGCAGUCUGGAGUACGAUAGCUACAGUCCCAAGUUCAACAACAAUCCCGAGGGCUACGGCUAUCAGCACACAUACAAGACGCAGCUGCUCCGAGGCACUGGCUCAGUCAGCUCUGGCAACAGUGCCGUUGGCAAGCGCGGCAAGCGAGGCGGUGCUCCGCAUCCAGGCGCUGGCGGUGUGCCGGGCAAGAAGCUGCUGCGUAGCAAUGCCGGCACCUCGGGCCUCGGCGGCACAGUCGGCGUGGGCGGCAAGCUGGUCAAGGAUCUGGAGGCCAAUCUAGCGCUGCGACCGCCACCCAAGAUAUAG
This is a messenger RNA of Drosophila hydei, 2178 nucleotides long. RefSeq lists its product as uncharacterized. The record is from RefSeq and is a predicted model, not a curated record. The transcript is spliced from 4 exons. NCBI's taxonomy places the organism in Eukaryota, Metazoa, Arthropoda, Insecta, Diptera, Drosophilidae. The coding region runs from base 1 to 2178 and encodes 725 amino acids.